CGUUACGGUGCUGGAACUGUCGAUCUGCUGCACAGUGUUGUUUGUGGACGUCGUGUUGCUCCGACGCAAAGCAAGACUGAAAUCCUGGAAAUCAGGAGAUGCUUCCCACUUUCUCCUUGUGAGGCACGGUCACGCUGACGCUGAACGCGGAAGUAAAAUACUUCUUCCGUGAUUUCUUCAAGGUGGUGGGGGCUUGUGCAGGUGAACUCAAAAAUUACACAAGAAGUAUUGGGAAUUGCAUCGAUUAACUAUUACUCCUAAAGAAGUAAAAGAUGCCAAACCGUUCUGCCAUCCGAUUGGUCACAGUAAUAGAGUAUUUUGUAUAUGGGUGUAUAUGGUAUGGUGCAUUAGGAUACUCACUGUAUAGAGCAUAUACUGUAACAAGAGAUAAAUGGCAUACUUUAUACGAGUACGACCUGGAGGAUGGAUGGAAGGUGUUUGAAGGGAGGAAGAAGGAUAUUGCUGAUUUUGAAUGGAAAUUCUGGACCGAUGCUUUGUUUACACUUCCUGUCUUCUUAGGUAUCCUUGGUCACAUAGUAAUUGGAUGGUUUUCAACAACAUUUUUACCACAGUAUCGCCAACAUCUUUUACUUGCCUAUUCCCUGGUAUCUUUCUAUUUAGUAUUGGGAAAUCUUUCAUUUGGUUUCAUACUGGCCAAUGCCAUUAUUAUGUACACUGUAUCGCUGUUAAAGAUGCCAUCACUCUGCUGGAUAACCGGUCUUCUCCAACUUGUGAUUGUUAAUCAUGAUCCUAUGAAGUCUUGGCAGAGUGAUCUGUACGAGGAUGAAGAUGAAUAUUAUCUAAUGGUUUUUACACUGGCAAUGUCGUAUUUGAGAUUUCUUAGUUUUGCAUUAGAAUAUUGUAAAUUACCAUCCAAUGGUGAACACACACAUCCGGGUCUGUUUGACUAUCUGGUCUAUAUAUUUUACUAUCCAUUGUUCUUCUGUGGACCUGUCAUGACAUUUGAUACAUUUUAUAAACAGAUGAAUGAAGUGCCAACCAAUUUAACCAAAACAGAAUUUAUUGCGAUAUGUAAGAAUUUAUUGCGGGUAUUGUUUUGGACAUUAUUUAUAGAAGUUGGGCUCCAUUUUGUGUACUUUACCGCAUUUCACAGAAAUUUGUAUUUAUUUAAAUACCUUCCAACAUGGUCUCUUGCUGGUAUUGGAUUUACUCAUGUUCAGUUUUUCCAUGUCAAGUACGUGGUCAUGUACGGGCUACCUCAUACGCUGGCAUUAUUCGACCAUAUAAACUCUCCAAAGCAACCAGCCUGUGUUGCCGCCCUCUAUACAUUCAAGGACAUGUGGAGAUAUUUUGAUAAAGGUUUACAUGUCUGGCUGAUGAAGUACAUCUAUUGUCCACUUGGUGGAUCCAGACAUGGCCUAUUCUAUCAACUCAUUUCAUCCUUGUCCUGUUUCAUGUACGUGGCAUACUGGCACGGCGGCGAAAGUCAUUUAUACAUUUGGUGUCUACUCAAUUGGUUGGGAGUCAGUAUGGAAACCUUGGGAAACAUGUUUCUUGAUUUGAAGUUGGUGGAGAAUGUGCGGACACAACUACCAGAGUGUUUUGUUCAUCGAUUGAAAGCCGUUGUGAUGAGUCCAUCUUUCAUUAUGGCUGUCAUCUCAAAUCUUGUUUUCCUUGGAGGCAAUACCCUUGGUUCUAUUUAUUUUAACAGAAUAUUCCAGGAUGGUUGGCCGAAUACAACAUUAUGGUUUGUUCUGGUUUUUUAUUGUCAAAUUAUGUUAGUUUCUAAACUGCAAACAAGAUGGAACUAUUUUUAA
Molecule: messenger RNA, 1778 nt
Organism: Saccoglossus kowalevskii
Lineage: Eukaryota; Metazoa; Hemichordata; Enteropneusta; Harrimaniidae
Product: protein-cysteine N-palmitoyltransferase HHAT-like
Biological process (GO): protein palmitoylation
Cellular component (GO): endoplasmic reticulum
Molecular function (GO): palmitoyltransferase activity
Source: RefSeq, a predicted model, not a curated record